Messenger RNA from Gasterosteus aculeatus aculeatus (three-spined stickleback), 727 nucleotides. RefSeq names its product HOATZ cilia and flagella associated protein (gene hoatz). Gene Ontology annotation, biological process: cilium assembly. NCBI's taxonomy places the organism in Eukaryota, Metazoa, Chordata, Actinopteri, Perciformes, Gasterosteidae. The record is from RefSeq and is a predicted model, not a curated record.
UCCGGCCGGCUCGCCGUAGGAUUCUCGUUUCCAUGGCAACCACGCCGCGCAACAGCUAACGUGGUUACCAAGUUACCAAGUUUCUCGUUAACAUUGUUCCGGUGAAGUACGAUGUCCGCCCCGGUCGCGACCCCCGUCCGGGGGGACUUGGAGCCGUUCUUCACCGUGUUUGACGGCUCUUCCCCGGCGGACGCGUCCCACGCACGGCUGCUGUGGAGCUCGCUGUCCCUCCUCCCGCCGCUGGAGUCCCGGCUGGUGUCCGCCGACGUCCGCCAGAGGCUGCCGGUGUCCCGGCCGCAGCGCCGCUCCGGCGGCACCGGGCCCGAGGGGGCCGCCCCGCCGCCAACGCCGAGCUCGGAGCCCGCUCUCCGGCUGGAAGAGCGGCGGCGGUACGCGGCCAUGGCCGACCAGAGGAGGGAGACGUUGGCUCGGCUGCGCCGGCAGCGGGAGCAGAGGCUCCGGAGGGAGGCGAGCGGCCCGAGGCGGAGGCUCUGCGGGGAGAGAAGCACGACGCCGCGGGGACCUGCGCACUCUGAGGCGGACGAAGAGCUGGUGAAGCAGCUGCCGUCCAUCUGAUAGACGAGCUUACUUUACAAAUGAUUUUAUAACUUUUAAACUCUCUUAACCAGUUUAAGUUUCUGUUUCUUAAUAUGAGAAAUUCCACAUAAAGACCUGUGACGGUUUUUAACAAUGAUUUGCAGAUUUGAUGUGUGUUUGCAAAUUAAAC